CCCUUGGUAAGACUCACUGGUAUGAUACGCAGGCUAAAUCCCUCAAAUAUAUCGAUAGCUGAGCUGUAUCAGGAUCUCUUUAUUAUUGUUUCCCUUUUUGCUCAGUUGUAGAUUUAAUUCUUAAAUUUAGACUGAAUAUUCUGGGCAGAAACUGAGAUUAAUUUAUGAAAUAUUCUGUUUCCUAUAAUGUAAUUUCCAAUUAUUCUUUGUUUUAUGAUUUGGUGCUAUGGAGACAGAAGGGGGAACUUGUGUCAGAGCAGUCUCACAGAUUUGUUCAGCUGCUGCCAGAGCACAUUGUCAUUGUUUACCCAUGCACUGGGUGCCCUCUUUCUCCGUGUCACACCCAAAUUCUUUACCAUCCUGUGUGGGCAGUGAGAGAAAAAUAGGAGUCAUACAUGCGCCGAUCACAAUUUCGCAGUGUGGCGCAAAGGCCAGAGAGUGGACACUGGUCCCAUGUGGUCACUAACAGUACAACGUUAGCUAAUAAAGAGCAUUCAACUACUGUUACCUGGAAGAUGGUCAUAAUCCACUUUUGAAACAUGUUAUAACCUAGCGUGAGUUUCAAGGUUGUCUGACACAUUCUUUAUUGCUGCAUAAAAGCUCAGAGGUGGUUGGAAGGUGUCAGUCACAACGUUGUCUGGACUAGGAGAAGCCACAAGGGCAGCAGUUCUUCUGUAAGUUGAGAGACAAGCCGAGUAUUUAAACAACAUGAGAGGCACAUCUUACUCCCAGAAGAGCCUGCAGGUCAGCGGCGCCAGUAGAGUAAGAGUCCAAAGUCCGUCACCAUCUCGUUGCCGUGGAUCUUCAUAUGACACCCGUGGGCGCUCGGGUCAACGCAGCACUGCCAUUGAGUUGGGUACAGAGAUACACCAGCACCAUGCCAAUGAGAAAGAAGAGAUGCAGGAACUCAACGUCAAGUUUGCAGGAUACAUUGAGAAGGUCCAGGCACUGGAGCAGAGAAAUGCUGCCCUUCAAGCUGAACUGGCUGCGCUGCAGAGCCGAUACAAGGGAGGCCCCACCGGCCUCGCAGAAGAAUAUGAGCUCAAAUUUAAAGAGGUACGUGAUCUGAUUGAGACCCUAACUAAUGAGAAGGGCGCCGCUGAUAUUGAAAGGGGUUACAUCGAGGAAGAGAUUGAAGUGUGGAGACUUAAGGUGGAGGAGGAGCUGGCACUCAAAGAAGAAGCGGAAAUGAUCCUGAGAGAGUUUCGCCAAGAUGUGGACAACGCCACCCUGCAGAAGGCUGAGCUUGAGAAGCGCAUUGAACAACUGGUGGCCGAGAUAGAGUUCCUCAAGAAGCUGCACGAUGAGGAGGUGGCUGACCUCAUGAAGCAGAUUGAGGACUCAAAAAUUUCUGCUGAGCUAGAUGGCGAUCGCCCUGACCUGGCUGCUUACUUGCGCAACAUGCGUACAGAGAUAGAGGCUGUUGCUGCUCGUAAUGUCCAAGAGGCUGAGAAGUGGUACAAGAGCAAGUUUGACAACCUCAAGGAGCAUGCUGGGAAGAAUGAAGAACAGAUGAAGACCAUGAAAGAUGAGAUCACUACCUUCCACAAUCAGGUGACAGACUUGCAGAACCAGAUUGAUGGCCUUCGGGCUCGCAAUGCUGCCCUGGAGCAACAGCUGGAGGACAUGGAGAUGUACCACAUGGAUAAAGUUGAGAGCCUGGAGAGUGUCAUCGCUCAGUUAGAGAACCAGCUCUGCGAAACCAAACUGGAGAUGACCAAAUACCUUCAGGACUACCAGGAAUUGCUGCACAUUAAGCUCAAGCUGGAUGCGGAAAUCGCCACUUACAGGAAGCUGCUGGAGGGAGAGGAGCAGAGGCUCGGAAUUGCCAAAGAUGUCUAACUAUCCUGGAGAGAGGAGGCCAAAAGCAAUUAGAGAGAAGACCAGAAGUGUAUCACAGAUUCAAAAGAUCAUCCCGGUCUGCUUAAACAGACUCAAAAAUGUCCCCUCUUUCAAAUUCUUGUUCUCACUAGAAGGCCUGGGUCAAAUACCCGGCCAACUAUUUCAACAUCUGCAUCUGUCAUUAGCCUUUAUCUUUCCUUAUUCCUACUGAUUGAUUUUUUUCCCCUCUUCCCAAUGAAUAAUGUCAAAAUAUCCCCACAUUAUUCCACAAAACCUGAUUGCUGACCUUUUACACUAAUGUACUGUAUGAACUGUCAAUUAAUAAAGAUUGAAGUGAGUGCAAACAAAAUAACCAACUGAUCAUCAUUUUUACCUCUGUCCCCUUUCUAAUCUCUUCCUAAUCUAUCAUAAAAUUGUCUCUUUGUGACCAUAACUUCUCCUACAUCAUACACAGUGGAGAAAAACAAAGAGCAGAGAAGCAUUUAUUUUUUAGGUCAAGCUCAGCAAAACCCAACUAUUAUUGGCACCAAGGAAUAAAAUGGAGGUAGUUGCUGUUUGUUAAUUCAUAGAGCGUUACUAGGUUUGAGAAUUUAGCUUGGUGUAAGUAAAAAUUAUCCUUUUUAAAGACCCUUUUGGAAAAACCAAGUUGAGAAAGCUUCAAACCUCUCUGCAAAGAGGUCAUGACCAAAACUGCCUAAGCCCCUUCCUGAGAGGUGCUGUUGAUGAGCUUCCUCUCAAUGGAGACAAUGCGCCUACAUUGCGCUUUAGAUUGUAUUAGGAUCUUGUAGAUAAAUUAG
Betta splendens (Siamese fighting fish) is the source of this 2639-nucleotide messenger RNA. RefSeq names its product vimentin-like. Gene Ontology annotation, biological process: intermediate filament organization. The transcript has a single exon. NCBI's taxonomy places the organism in Eukaryota, Metazoa, Chordata, Actinopteri, Anabantiformes, Osphronemidae. Gene Ontology annotation, cellular component: intermediate filament; cytoplasm; plasma membrane. The record is from RefSeq and is a predicted model, not a curated record. Gene Ontology annotation, molecular function: structural constituent of cytoskeleton. Bases 709 to 1842 code for a protein of 377 amino acids.